AUGGACUGGAUUAUCCUUGUAUUUCUGCUUCUCUACUUUUCCCUCACACUGGUGGCGAACGUGAAGCUGAUUUUCUACUUUGAGCACGCGAACGACAGCAGCCUCACGGCGCCGGAGGUCGUUUGCAAGCUCGCCAUCCUUGCGGGGCUCCAGCUCGCUUGGCUGUUCAUUCUUGCCCUCCCGCUCGAUGCCUAUAAUCAGCACUCACCCCUCAUCGAUAAAGCAGCUGGGCACGUCACGGCCGGGCUUGACAUGCGGCUGUAUUGGUCGGUGGUCACGUGGUUCAUCAUUCUCUAUCUGCUGCUCGCCGUCCCCUUUGCGACGUUCUACUACGAGGCGGACUUUGAUCCGCGAGUCACGAAGGCUGUGCCCUGGCGCCGCGCCUUGCUCAAGACUCUGCUCGCCGUCUUCUUCACCGUUGUCAUCGUCAUCAUCGUGUACCUUCUCUGCCGCUCAAUCAGCCUCUCUUUCGACCAGGAGAUCUGCGCACAGUGGGCUGGACAAGAUGUUUCGAAGCCGCUUGCGGGCUUCUGCGAGUCGAUAGCGAAGACUGGCGCGGGGCCAGUCUCCUCCGCGCCUCUGCAGGCUCCCCAGAGUUCGAAGGGCUACUUCGCAGACACCGGCGCCGAAAAAGCGCCUCCGGGUGCGCCGGCCGUGAAAAUGCACGUCGAUGUCAGCGUCUAUCUCCUCGCGGCGAUGAGCUUUGUCGGCUGGUUCACCUUCGCGCUAUUUGGCGGCAUUGGUCUCGCUGCCCUUCCCCUCGACGCCUUCUACAACUUCCGCUAUCGGCCCCGCGCAAUCUCGCUCGGCGCCUUCAAGGAGAUUCGGCGGCAACUGGGCGAGAAGGCGAAGAAGCUGCGGUUUAUUGGCGAGGCUCUGGCGCAGGAAGAGGCUGUCCAGGAGUCGCUGUCGUGGAGAGAAUUCAAAAGAAAGCGGCAGUACCGGACAGACGUGAAUCGCUACAAGAAGGCGGUCUUUGAUUUGGAUCAAGAGUAUCGCCAGCUUGCUGUCUGCAUGCGCGAGCGCGGCGAGAACCCGUUCUACUCGUACCUGAAACUCUCCCUGGGGGUCGCGGCGCUUCUCCUCUCGAUAAUUUGGAUAGGGCACACGAUUCUCAAUUGCGUCGUCCCGCAAAUUCUUGACAUCUCGCCCGUCAAUCACGCUGUCUUUGGAUUCCUCGACGCCUUUCUCAAGAUUUUGGCGGAUCACUCCCUUGCGCUCCUCGCGCUGUUAUUCUACGCCUUCCUCGUCUGCUACCUUCUUCUCUGCGUCAUCAAGGGAUGCUUCAAAUUCGGCGCGAAUGUGUUUUGCUUCAUCGGCAUCCACCCCAUGAGGAAAGACGAAACGCACUUGAACUCCUUUCUCUUCAACGUCGUCCUCGUCCUGGUCUCCUGUGCGGCUGUCAUCCAGUUCACCGCGCGUUGCUUCCAGGGCUAUACCCAAUCGACGAUGGCGGCAUGGAUCUUCGAUGUUCAGCUGCUCGUUCUGCCUUUUUUCGGGUUUAUUUUCAAGUACAACAUCUUCAUCUAUUUUUUUGUCGCAGUUGCAUUCAUCACUGCAAUUGCCCUUCUUUGGAAACUCUGCCGGGCGCCGCCCCCGUCGGUGACGGGCUCGAAGAAACUCGAGCCCAUCAGGCCCUUCCCCUCGGUGGCCCGUCAGGCCCGCUUGACGACCGCGGAGGGGGCGGGCGACGGAGCCCAACGAGCGCCCGACGGCGGGGCGGAGGGCGACGGACGCGAAACUCUGCUGGAGGACGGUGACCACCACUCGAAGAAGAAAAAGAAGAAACGCGGAAAAGACAAGGCAGCCCGCGAAGAGGGCUCUGCGCGCGACGUUGCGGGGACCGAACGAGUGGCGGGGAGAGUGCAAUUCGCCGUCAGGCAAGUGGAUAAGAGCGACAGCGACGAUGACCGUGGAGAAGGGCAACAACCAGAAGCCAGCGACGAGGACGAAGAACUCGUGUCUCACCGGAAGGCGUGGGGGAAGAGCAGAGCCUCUCGCGUAGCGUGA
Messenger RNA from Besnoitia besnoiti, 2010 nucleotides. RefSeq names its product putative LMBR1 family region protein. Bases 1 to 2010 code for a protein of 669 amino acids. The record is from RefSeq and is a predicted model, not a curated record. The transcript is spliced from 8 exons. Lineage: Eukaryota; Apicomplexa; Conoidasida; Eucoccidiorida; Sarcocystidae.